CUCAGUUUCCAACGCGCACCUUCACGAAACGGUUGUAUAGAAUCUUAUACUUGUAUGUCUUAAAAUAAUUAAAAUGUGUCAAUAAUAAUUUUAAAUGUCAAGGAAAUAUGAAAACUUGCGCACUUAAUAAACCGAGUUGUAUUUUUCGUGAAAUUAUUCGUUUCCGCUGAAUCUGAGUCGAAACUAAAACUAAAAACUAAAAGAUACUGGCCACACAGGACUUAAGUUUACAUUUCACCGCUGCCACAACAGUUUCUUAAGAGACGCAGAGUAGUUCGGAGUCCCAAUUAGCAUAUUUCACAAAAAUGAAAAAGAAAAGCAGCAAAUCUACCGAAGUUCUCCUGGAUAAUUGUGAAAAUGUACACAUUGACGAUUCAGGCACAAUGUUACCCAGCGAGAUCUCCGCAGCCACGAAUCUCCUUGACAACAAUAACACAACCGCCAUUAAAACGCAAAGUCCAGACACAAGGCUCGACAUUGAACUUCCGCUUUCAGGCGAGAGAGCGAAUAAAACACUCGCUGAUAUAGCAAAUGAACCAUCGAUUUUCCGCCAUCCACCGCCGCCUUGGUAUCGCAAUUGGACAACCGCUGGCAUCGUGCUUUGUGUGAUCUAUAAUUUGACCAUAGUUCUACUCCUAGUUAUGGGAUUCUUCAAGUUCCGCCAAAGCUGAAGCGGAAUAAAUUGUCUAAUUUAAAAUCACAUUCCAUAAAUUUUUUCCAAUGUAACGAAAACUUUAAUUUUACAUCAUAUCCAUAUAGUAUUAUAAGGCCAUAUUAAACGAUUAAAUAUAUACACAUACAUAUAUACACUUA
Messenger RNA from Bactrocera dorsalis (oriental fruit fly), 813 nucleotides. RefSeq lists its product as uncharacterized. The transcript is spliced from 3 exons. NCBI's taxonomy places the organism in Eukaryota, Metazoa, Arthropoda, Insecta, Diptera, Tephritidae. Bases 306 to 671 code for a protein of 121 amino acids. The record is from RefSeq and is a predicted model, not a curated record.